Molecule: messenger RNA, 998 nt
Organism: Ciona intestinalis (vase tunicate)
Lineage: Eukaryota; Metazoa; Chordata; Ascidiacea; Phlebobranchia; Cionidae
Product: speriolin-like protein
Cellular component (GO): centrosome
Source: RefSeq, a predicted model, not a curated record
AAUACAAAGAAUAUUAUCACGGAUCUCCUAUUUACCAGGUUACGAAAAGUAUAAAUUAAUUUGUUUUGCGUUUUUACCAGGGAAAAAUGAGUAGCUCCGAAUUCGUGGCUUUAUCUCCGGAGUAUGACGACUUGACAAAGGAAAACGAAGACUUGACAAGAGAGAUAGGGAAAUUGUCUACCGAAAGACUAAAGUCGAUUUCGGAACAUAAAUUCACAAAUGCGUCGAGGGAUUCUUGGUUUCGAACUCACAGUUUUGAAAAUAUAAGUUCCGAUCAAGAUGCAGAACGAACUUUUAAACCAAUACCUCCAGACAGUCUUGAUGGCGGAAAAUUUACAGAUUUUUCGUUCGCAUCAAGUUUGCCAUGUAAAGAAAAUCAAGUGUGUCUUAACGGAGGGAGUUCUACUCCACCAGAAAAACCGUUCAAUAGUGCAUUUGAUCAGUUGUCAAUUGACGAAUUAACGUCUAAGCUCGGGCUCGGGGUUCUACCAAAGCAGUUACCUGUACCGUCAAAGCGAUUGAUCGGAGAAAUAGCUUUUCAAUUGGAUAGGAGAAUUCUGCACAGUAUAUUCAUCCACAGAAAGCGAUUAUACGGAUUUACGGUUCGAAAUAUUGCAGAGAAAAUAGAGGAAUACACAAAAGAUUUUGCUUCUGGCACCGUGGAUCACGAGAAAAGAAAUUCUCUUCUUGUUAAACGUGAUGCAACUAUGGAAUUGUUACGGAAUUAUGCCGGUUACAAUCAAAAGUACCACCCCACCUUUUCUGAAAUGUUGGUCAACAAGUUCGGUGUUUUAAGGAUCGAUUCCAGUUUGAGAAACGGACAGCAGCAAGAGCUAAUGGACCCCACGUAUUUAAAAUCGGCAAUUUUAACAAUUUUGGAACCGAAUUAUACUUAUGACGCAUUGAUAUUGCUUGAUUCGUUGGUAGCGUUUGCAAAACACGACGGUAAACCACUUUUUGAGUGGUGAUGUCAAAAUAAAUUGUUUUAACACUUGCAA